This is a messenger RNA of Microplitis mediator, 885 nucleotides long. Its product is annotated as tigger transposable element-derived protein 4-like. The record is from RefSeq and is a predicted model, not a curated record. Gene Ontology annotation, cellular component: nucleus. Gene Ontology annotation, molecular function: DNA binding. The transcript has a single exon. NCBI's taxonomy places the organism in Eukaryota, Metazoa, Arthropoda, Insecta, Hymenoptera, Braconidae. The coding region runs from base 1 to 885 and encodes 294 amino acids.
AUGGAUGGCACAGAAAAAAAAAAGCUAAUGAUAAUAGGCAAAUCGAAAAAUCCGCGCUGUUUUAAGAACAUUAAAAAAUUGCCAGUGACGUAUAAAGCUAAUAAGUCAGCUUGGAUGACCAGUCAACUUUUUGAAGAAGAAGUGCGAAAGUGGGAUGCAGAAUUGAAGGGACGAAAAAUUUUACUUCUUGUUGACAACUGCCCUGCCCACCCGUCUAUAUCAAACCUUCAAAACAUAGAGUUGGCAUUUCUUCCUCCAAAUACGACUAGUGUCUUACAGCCAAUGGACCAGAGUGUGAUUAAAAGCCUCAAGGGUCACUACAGAAGGAAAUUAUUGAUGGAGCUAGUCGAAUCUGAGGGUAAAACUUCUGUUAAUAUGCUGCAUGCAGUAAAUUUUUUAUCUAAAGCCUGGGAAGAAGUGACACCCACAACUAUACAGCACUCUUUUCGACAUGCUGGACUUUGUACCAAUUCUACGAGUGAUGAGGUGGAAACAGAACCUGAGUUUGAAAGCGACGACGACCUUCCAUUAACUGAGUGGAUUCAACAGUUCAACAUGACAGAAAAUACGGUAAAUCUUCAAACCUACAUCGAAGUAGACGACCGCCUGCUUACAACGGCUUCAGUCACAGACGAAGAAAUUUUGGAUUCAGUGAGAAGAACUGAGGAUCAAGAACAAGACGAUGAAGAAGAUGAAACGGAUGAGCCUGAGCCUCCGCCGAGCAUUAAAGAAGCUCUGGAAGCAGCUAAAUUAUUGGAAAAAUACUUCCUUUAUACCCAAGAUGCCUCAAUAUUGCUAGAUAUGAAUAAAAUAAGUAAAAAAAUACAACAAAAUUACUGGUGCAGCAAAAGGCGUCAGACAAAAAUAACAGACUAUACGCAAUAG